Molecule: messenger RNA, 288 nt
Organism: Arabis nemorensis
Lineage: Eukaryota; Viridiplantae; Streptophyta; Magnoliopsida; Brassicales; Brassicaceae
Source: the annotation of a GenBank genome assembly
AUGUCCCUACUUCAUAUUGCAGGAGAAGUGACAUUACAUGUAUAUGCGGCAGGGGUCAACCGACAAACUAAAUUCCAGGUUGUGGAUUGCACGUCAGCUUAUAACGCAAUAAUGGGAUGUCCCUGGAUUCAUGAUAUGAAAGCAGUACCUUCGACUCUUCAUCAAGCAAUCAAGUUUGCUACUCCAUGGGGAGUGCAAGAGAUCAAAGGAGAACAAGAAAAUUCCCGAUCUUGUUAUCAAACGACAUUGAAAGGAACUACAGAGCCCUCCAAUGACAUUCCACGGUGA